CUAGCGCUCAAGACGUCCCUUUCGCCUUAACCCAUCAUGUUCAAGAAGCCAGUAAGUAAUUGGAAGACGUCCUCCCCACUGAGAUCCUCAGAUAGGAAGAAAUUGAAGCUCAAAGCUGUUUCCUUGUUCUCGAUAAGCAUCGAGGAAGCAGAUGUGCUGGUUCCAGAAGGUAUCUUAUCUAUCAAAUUCAAGACUCAUCUCAACGAGCCUGGGAUCGCGUACCUUGCGCGUGAUGGUGAUCAUGAUCCUCUCUGGUUUACGUUAGGAAAAGGAGAUUUUCAACAACAAGACGCGCUCAUAAUUCCAACCAUAUACACUUUAUGGAAAAAUCACAAACUCCUACCUUCAUUAUUUACACCGAAGGCAGUUAUACCUAUACUGAGUGGCGGUGCAGACUUAAUGAUACCUGGAGUGGUUCACUGCCCUCAGUCCUUGAGCGAGGGUCAACUGGUCUCGAUAUGCAAGUAUGAACGUAUAGGCGAUAUCCCGAUGCUGUCUCCGCCCCUUGCUGUCGGUCGUAUGGCUGUAGCCAGCGAUCAACUUCAGGAUAGCGGCCAAGAGAAGGGGAAAGCUGUUCAUGUUCUGCAUACGUGGAAAGACCAUUUAUGGGAAUUGGGAUCGAAAGGAGAUAUUCCUCAAGAUUUGCCGAUGAAGGAAGACGAAGACGUGAACUUGGAGAAGGCGGGAGAUACAGAGGAAGAAGGAAUGCAUGUUCCUGUGGAUGCAGAUACGUCAGUUGUUGUACCAGAGCCCUCCUCCCUUUCGGAUGCUCCGGACGGAACCAGGGCCCCGGUAUACACUCCGGACGAAGUCAGCCAACUUCUUCGCAUGUCCUUGAUUCAAGUCAUCGCCCGUUAUAUCGACGCACCCGCGUUCACUUUUCCUAUUCCUGCUACCAUCUUCUACGCUAAUCACAUCCUUCCUAGUCGACCAAACUUUCCAGAACUUGUCCUCCUACCAUCUUCGUCUUCCCCCGCAGAUACUUCGCCUCCCUACGACUCGUCUAGUCCCGAUCCUUACAGUAUAACGGUUAAAAGCUCUUCUUUCAAGUCACUGACCGCGUUCUUGAAAUCCACGGAGAAAUCAGGGUUAAUCACUACCAAGGCACCUCAAAAGCAUUCAGCACAAACGGACGUGUUGAUCACAGCUGUGAAUAGUUCACAUCCCGAUGUCCAGGUACAUCGUCCGUUCGCAACGGUCCGUGAAGUCGAGGCGAAAGCUGCAAGAAAGGUGUUACAGGAGGUGAAGCAGAGAGAACAGCGUGCUGCUGCUGAACUAGAACUCGAAGUUCAAGAGUUCUGGAAGCCUCAUUUAAUUAGUGUUGCGCUUUUUGAAGCGAUGGGUGCAAAUACUUCAAAUUUAUACACCCAUCCGGAAGUUCGUUCGUUGCUCGAUUCAUAUAUAACUGCUCGACAAUUGGUCAACCCUCAUGAUCAAGCCUAUAUUAAUCUCGAUGCGGCGUUGACUUUGUGUGUGGCCCCGCAGUCGAAAUCCAAGUCUUCCAAGAAUAAAAAAUCUUCGACGGAGGGGGCGGAGUCGGGGCCUCAGACUCAAUCGGAGUUCAUGAAACGGGAUGAAUUGGUCAAGAAGGUUUUGGCAGCGAUGCAAAAUUGGUACGAGGUGAAGAGGUCGGGGAAUGAGGGCGUCACCAAAAAAGGGAAGCUUUCGCCAAUACAAAUCGUUAUGAAGACACGUCAAGGGCGUAAGCUGUCGACGUUGAUUACUGGUUUUGAACCUUUCAAUAUCGUCCCAGAGGACUUAUCCGAAGAUCUCAGGAAACUUUGCGCUGGUGCAACAUCUAUCUCACCCAUUCCAGGAAAGCCUGCCAACUCUGGCAUGGAGGUUCUUGUUCAAGGCAAACAAUCCAAAGCUGUUGUAGACUAUCUGCUCGGAAAGGGUGUGCCGAAGAAGUGGAUCGAGGCACAUGAAGUCGUCAAAAGAAAGAAUUGAUUGGGUAGCGAGUUGUAAAACGAACCGUAGCUUGGUCUCUUCAAGUUCUUUAUGUAAGGGCCUCGGAGUGCUAGAACUGUGACUUGAUCUGAGGCAUUUUUUUCUACAUGAUACUUGAAAUACAAGCUUCGGUCACCGCUCACACAGACGAAUAAUGUGAAGUAUGUACAUGGACGGACAUCAUCCAUAUAUAUCUAGACAAUUGUCAUGAUCAUUGAUGACCAGCGCCUAAGCCGAGUUCACAUCCGGUCACGCGCUCCUGCCUGCAUGAUCAAUGUACAACUUGAAU
Messenger RNA from Lentinula edodes (shiitake mushroom), 2239 nucleotides. Its product is annotated as eukaryotic translation initiation factor SUI1 family protein. The transcript has 6 exons. Bases 37 to 1950 code for a protein of 637 amino acids. Gene Ontology annotation, molecular function: translation initiation factor activity; RNA binding. NCBI's taxonomy places the organism in Eukaryota, Fungi, Basidiomycota, Agaricomycetes, Agaricales, Omphalotaceae. The record is from RefSeq and is a predicted model, not a curated record. Gene Ontology annotation, biological process: translational initiation; formation of translation preinitiation complex.